Colletotrichum truncatum is the source of this 2040-nucleotide messenger RNA. Its product is annotated as sporulation associated protein. The record is from RefSeq and is a predicted model, not a curated record. NCBI's taxonomy places the organism in Eukaryota, Fungi, Ascomycota, Sordariomycetes, Glomerellales, Glomerellaceae.
AUGAGCUUUUCUUCCGAACAUUCGCAGGGGUCGAUGGAUACUGCCUUGUCCUCUGUUGCCAGCCCCCUAGGACAGGAAUUCAACACCGGACGCUGGAGGCAACGGCCAACGAAGCCACGCAAUCUUGUUCUAUUCUUUGAUGGCACUGGAAAUGCCUUCACUGGGUCUGAAAAAGAUACAAAUGUGGUCAAGCUCUUGAGCAUGUUGGAUCGUAACCAUGAAGAGCAGUUCCAUUACUAUCAGACUGGCAUAGGCACCUAUAGUGUCAACGAGGAAACAAUUCACCAGUCUCCACUUGCUGCCAAGUGGAGCAAGGCCAAGCAACAGGUUGAUGGGGGAAUUGGCAAAACGUUUGAUGCCCAUGUCUUGGCUGGUUACCGAUUUUUGAUGCGCUACUAUGAAACGGGCGAUAAGAUUUACAUGUUUGGAUUCAGUCGUGGUGCUUACACGGCCAAGUUCCUAGCACGUAUGGUCCACACUGUCGGCUUGCUCUGCAAAGGAAAUGAAGAAAUGGUUCCUUUUGCCUAUCGACUCUAUGACCGUCAUCUGGACGGCGAAUUCAACUGCAAAGACCACCAAAGUCAACAACAAGCUGAAGACUCCGAAUCAGAGUCAGAUGAUGGUUUCUUACGUCACAAAAAUGGCAACAGCGGAAAUGAGAUUUGUUCCGAGGAGAGACUGAAACGCGAGAAGCAAGAAAAGAAGGAGCGCCGGAAACGAAACCGCGAGCUCAGAAAGUUCAGCAAUACUUUUUGCCGAAAGGAGCCAGGUUGGGACGCUGAUGGACACCCAUCGGAGAAGGAAACCAACAUCAAAGUGCACUUCCUAGGCCUAUGGGACUGUGUGAACUCCGUCGCCGUCAUGGAGAAGAAGGCCACCAAAAAUGUAAAAGUCAAGGGCACUGCACACAUCAUUCGGCACGCUGUUGCUGUUGAUGAGCGCCGUGUCAAAUUCAAAGCUGCUCUUUUCCACCAAGACAGAAAGCAACAAAUGAAGCAGAAGAACAACCACGAGGACAUUAAGGAAGUUUGGUUUGUGGGGAAUCAUGGCGACGUCGGCGGAGGUUGGCAUCCAACUGACGACAAGCUUCCAACCGACGACAAGAAUGUAGGUUUCUGGGAGCGGUUGAUCUGGUCUGAAGAGGCAACCGAAGAAUACAAAAACGCAAGUUUUUGGAAAAAAUGCUAUAUGCGAUACUUUAAAAAGGUUGAUAUAUGGGCGGAGCCAAGCGUUUCCGAUGAUGACGAUUGGAACUGUCAAGUCUGCAAAGAAUGCGGCUUAUGCAAAGCUGAAAAAUGCCAGCUGCUCCAGGGAGAAUGCCAGUUGUGCAAAAACGACGAAUGUCAAAAAUGCCACGACGAUAUCGUGUGCAAGGACCCUAAGCACAUGAAGACAAAGCGGCUCAGACCUGAUCCAUGCCAGCUGAGCGACAUACCUCUUGCAUGGAUGGUUAAGGAACUUGAGCUGAAGGGCGACCUUAAAUGGCGUCAUGAUAAGCUCAAUGAAUUCAAACAUCGAUACCAGCAUAACAAACAGUCGGCACUCAAUGGAUCAGUUCAUGACCCAGUCAUGUUUGGUUUUGGCACCAGCUGGAAAAUGGUUCUGUUUUGGAACUUUUUGGAAUACUUCCCUUUGAUCCAACGAUGGGAACUCACCCACGGAGGGAGCUUCUGGAGCCGUCUCCAAUUUUGGAAAAAGCAGGAGUCUAAUGCGCACCCUAAAUGGGAUUGGGUCCGAUUUCCUCUUAAUAAGGGGGCAACACGAGAUAUCCCCGAGGAUGCAAUCCUGCAUCAGUCACUCUUCCUGAAGCUUGAAGAAGGCCGUAAACAGGAGUUACAGGGCAAGAGGGUGACUUAUAAUCCCCAAAACAACCAUGGAGGAUCGGGCGAGCCUUGCUUGUCAAACAAGGAGGGAAUUUUCGCUGAGGUUCCGCUUGACCUCACAAAAAAGUCGGAGCCACCACAUCCUGACCACAAAACGUACCACUUCCAGUCAUGGGUUAACCACCAUGGAGGCCAUGUACACCCGGUAGACAGAUGA